AUGGUAUCGUAUCUGGAUAUCCCACCGGGGCAAGAUCCGGCCACCUAUGUGUCGUUUCCCACCUGCGCCCACCUGGCCAAGACGCUGACAUCCUCCGAAAGAGACGCGAUCUUGAAAACAUACAACACCGCCAUGAAAAUCUGUCUCCUUGCCAUACCCAUCGAUGAGGACCGGUCCUAUUUGGCCAAGGACGGCACCAAAGUCCACCAUUACGAUCUUGUCCGACUGCGCUCGAAAGUACUCAGGUGUACCCACUGCCAUUCCUCGUCCCUCUUGCACAUCUGUCUACAAUGCUCCUUUGUUGGGUGUCUGAGACACCAACAUAGCCAGGAACAUGCUCGCACGACAGGCCACAAAUUUGCCGUCAACCCGCAGUCUGGAGACCUUAUCUGUUGGGAGUGCGGCGACUACGUGGGCGAUCCGUCGCUGGAACGGAUCAGAAUCAACCAGAUCAUCCAUUCGAAAAACGUUGCAAAUUUCCCCGGCAUGCCAAUCUACGAGCACGAGCACGACUCGGCCAAACUCGAACUCAUCGAGGCCGGGUCCAGGUUACCAAGUUUCCGCGCCUACACGGGGCUCAAGGGCUUCGUCAACAUGGGCUCCACCUGUUUCAUGAGCACGGUGCUGCAAACCAUCAUCCAUAAUCCGUUCAUCAGAGACUAUUUUCUGGCUGGCAGUCAUUCGGACUGCGACAAACAGGUUUCCGAGUGUCUUUCGUGUUCGGUAGCCGAGGUGUUCCAGGACUUCUACACGUCUCCUAGUCCGUCUGGAUAUGGUCCGGUGUCUCUGUUGACGGCGGCCUGGAAAGUGAAACGGUCUUUGGCCGGCUACACAGAGCAAGAUGCACACGAGUUCUGGCAGUUUUUGAUUCAUCAGUUGCACAAAAACGAUACUACAAGAUCAAAAGCAUAUAAAGAGCAAACUCCGAUCCCAGGAAGCUACCUGGCGCAGUCCCAAGGAGGUUGUAAUUGCAUAAUCCAUCGAACUUUCUCUGGUGAACUGCAGUCGUCCAUCAAAUGCAAAGAAUGCAAUACCAUCACAAACACAGUUGAUCCGAUGCUCGACUUGUCGCUGGAAAUCCAGGAAAAACACCCAGACGGCUCCCGGUCGCCCAUCUCGCAUCUCGAGCUGUGUCUCGACAAGUUCACCAAACCAGAAAAGCUAGACACAAUGUACAGCUGUUCCACCUGCAAAAAGCAAACCAAAGUCACCAAACAACUAAUGGUCAAGAAACUGCCCCCGACACUGGGAAUCCAGCUCAAGCGGUUCGAGCAUCUCGCCACAUCUACAAAGGUCGACACCUAUGUCCAAAUUCCGCUGCUUUUAGACAUGAACAAGUACGUCUUACCGGAUAAAAAGUCGCACCCGGGGAAAAACCUGUACCAAUUAUACGCCGUGGUGUGCCACAUUGGGUCUGCCAGCACGGGCCACUACAUUUGCAUGGUGAAGGCACGGAACGGGAUCUGGUUCAAGUUCAAUGACGCUACAGUGACAAGAGUGUCGCAACAAGAGGUGCUUGCUUCGCACGCGUACCUUUUGUUCUAUAUGAUUAACGAAAUGGCCUAG
This is a messenger RNA of Ogataea philodendri, 1566 nucleotides long. RefSeq lists its product as uncharacterized. The record is from RefSeq and is a predicted model, not a curated record. Gene Ontology annotation, molecular function: cysteine-type deubiquitinase activity; zinc ion binding. Bases 1 to 1566 code for a protein of 521 amino acids. Gene Ontology annotation, biological process: protein deubiquitination. The transcript has a single exon. NCBI's taxonomy places the organism in Eukaryota, Fungi, Ascomycota, Pichiomycetes, Pichiales, Pichiaceae.